Pongo pygmaeus (Bornean orangutan) is the source of this 2766-nucleotide messenger RNA. RefSeq names its product 7-dehydrocholesterol reductase (gene DHCR7). Gene Ontology annotation, molecular function: 7-dehydrocholesterol reductase activity. Lineage: Eukaryota; Metazoa; Chordata; Mammalia; Primates; Hominidae. The coding region runs from base 237 to 1229 and encodes 330 amino acids. Gene Ontology annotation, biological process: cholesterol biosynthetic process; brassinosteroid biosynthetic process. The transcript is spliced from 9 exons. The record is from RefSeq and is a predicted model, not a curated record. Gene Ontology annotation, cellular component: endoplasmic reticulum membrane.
UGCGGGUGACUCCGGCCCCUGGCUAGAGGGUAGGCGGCGUGGAGCAGCGCGCGCAGGCGAGGCCAGUGGAAGGUGGGCGCAGGUGAGGGGCCGAGGUGGGCGCAGGACUUUAGCCGGUUGAGAAGGAUCAAGCAGGCAUUUGGAGCACAGGUGUCUAGAAAGUUUUAAGGGGCCGGUUCAAGAAGGAAAAGUUCCCUUCUGCUGUGAAACUAUUUGGCAAGAGGCUGGAGGGCCCAAUGGCUGCAAAAUCGCAACCCAACAUUCCCAAAGCCAAGAGUCUAGAUGGCGUCACCAAUGACAGAACCGCAUCUCAAGGGCAGUGGGGCCGUGCCUGGGAGGUGGACUGGUUUUCACUGGCGAGCGUCAUCUUCCUACUGCUGUUCGCCCCCUUCAUUGUCUACUACUUCAUCAUGGCGUGUGACCAGUAUGGCUGCGCCCUGACCAGCCCCAUGGUGGACAUCGUCACCAGACGUGCUCGGCUCUCGGACAUCUGGGCCAAGACUCCACCUAUAACGAGGAAAGCCGCCCAGCUCUAUACCUUGUGGGUCACCUUCCAGGUGCUUCUGUACACGUCUCUCCCUGACUUCUGCCAUAAGUUUCUACCCGGCUACGUAGGAGGCAUCCAGGAGGGGGCCGUGACUCCUGCAGGGGUUGUGAACAAGUAUCAGAUCAACGGCCUGCAAGCCUGGCUCCUUACGCACCUGCUCUGGUUUGCAAACGCUCAUCUCCUGUCCUGGUUCUCACCCACCAUCAUCUUCGACAACUGGAUCCCACUGCUGUGGUGUGCCAACAUCCUUGGCUAUGCCGUCUCCACCUUCGCCAUGGUCAAGGGCUACUUCUUCCCCACCAGCGCCAGAGACUGCAAAUUCACAGGCAAUUUCUUUUACAACUACAUGAUGGGCGUCGAGUUUAACCCUCGGAUUGGGAAGUGGUUUGACUUCAAGCUGUUCUUCAAUGGGCGCCCCGGGAUCGUCGCCUGGACUCUCAUCAACCUGUCCUUCGCAGCGAAGCAGCGGGAGCUCCACGGCCACGUGACCAAUGCCAUGGUCCUGGUCAACGUCCUGCAGGCCAUCUACGUGAUUGACUUCUUCUGGAACGAAACCUGGUACCUGAAGACCAUUGACAUCUGCCAUGACCACUUCGGGUGGUACCUGGGCUGGGGCGACUGUGUCUGGCUGCCUUACCUUUACACGCUACAGAUGAGAAAUGCUGCUGUGGAGGCUGAGUAGAGGCAGGAACAGCUGCCUUCCCUUUAAGACUUGGAGAUGACCCUGGGGAGGACAGCAAAGGUGUCUGCAGAACCAUCCGGGCUGUUUCCCCAUGGACAGGAAUGCAGGGAGCUGCAGGGAGCUGCAGGGAGGGUCACCACGGCCGUCUGUACCUUGGAAUACACUAAGAUCUCCAGGGUGUGGUGGUCCUAUGCCCACACAUCCCACUGUUAGGAGUGUCCUCACAGUUAUAUCCUGCCAUGUGCAAAAUGGCUGCAAGUUCAAGGCUGUACAUUGCAGUGCCCUGUGCAAAAAACCGUGAAAAGAUUGGAAACAAGUUAUGUGAAUCAACAGGUGACUGGUUAAUUAAGUGCAUCUGCAUGAUGGAAUGUUAUGAAGCUCUCAAAAAGAAUAGGGCAGUCAACUGAUGAUGAAUCACAUUAACUUAAUAAGGAAGAAAAACCACUUUAUUAUAUCAAAUAGAUGGAGAAAAAAGGACACUAAUUCAUGAUAAAAACUCAAAGACAUCCAUAGAAAACCUACAGCUAGUUUCAUAUUUAAUGAUGAGAUACUGGAUUCUCUCCCAAUAAGAUCAAGAACAUGGCAAGAAUGUUCACUGCCACUUCUUCCAAAUUACAUUAGAGAUCCUAGAGAUUGCAAUAAGGCAAGAAAAAAAUUUAAAAAGACAUAGAUUGGGAAGAAAUAAGUAAAUUAGCACAAUUCACAAGAUUGUUAUGUAGGAAAGAGUUAACACAACAGGCCCUAACUACUCUGUUUGGAAAGGCCUGCCUGCAAGGUAGGCCCUUGAGUGGCAUCUGGGAAUUUAGAUUUGGGUAAAGUUCUCACCACUCUAAUUGAUAAGAGUAGCUCACUGUGCCUAGACUGUUGGUACAAAUAGUAUGCCUUUUGGUUCACUUGCUUUCCUUCUGGAGGUCUAGAAUUUUGACACAUGCCAAGCAGAGGCUGGAUAUGGUAUAAGGCCAGCACUCCUGAAAAGUCCUGGCUGCUUAAUCUCAAAUGAGCUUCCCUGAUUGGUAACAUGUCACACGUAUUGUCACAACUUGUUGCUGGGAAAAUUAAGCAUGUCCUGCACGACCCCACUGGGAGAGACCCUUUGAAGUUUAUGCCUGGUCUCCCCCAGACUCUACUCUCAUGCACCUUUUCCCUCUGCUGAUGUUGACUUUUAUCCUUUCCCUGGAAGCUGCAGUUUUCUGAGCCUUCUUAGUGAAUCAUCAGACCUGAGGCUGGUCUUUACCAUUCCCCACAAUAGUUAUGCAGAAAAUCCUAAGAAGUCUACAAAAAAAGCUACUAGAACUAAUAAGUGAAUUUAGUGAGGUUGCAGGAUACAAGGUCAAUAUCGAAAAUCUAUUUUAUUUCUAUUCUUGCAAAAAAGUAAUCAUAUCAAUUUUUUGAUAACAUUUACUGUAUUGAAAACACAGCAGACUUAGAAUGAAAUUUUAAUUAAAAAUAUAGAAGACUUACUGUAUUUUGGAAACCACAAUUAUUUCUGAGAGAAAUUAAAGAAGAGCUAAAUAAAUAAAUGGGUGUGCCACAUUUA